AAAAGCACACAAAGAACGUACUACUACUUUCUUACCCAGCUGCCAGCUUGUCAUCUAAAAUUUUAACUAUCAUCGCCUGAAACACAAACCAAUCUACAUGGAAGCUUAUUAUUCCGGUUCUUACCCUGCGUCGACCAAGCCUAUUUCUCUGCUUCACACCGUGCGGAAGGUACAAGCAAAACCGUGGAAGAAGGCGGCAGUGGCGCCACCGGCACCGACACCGAUCAGAGUGUACAAGGUGGACGCUAUCAACUUCCGUGACCUUGUUCAGCAGCUUACCGGUGCACCCGAGUUCAAGCCAGCUGAUCAGGAACAACAUCAACUUUUCCCAAGUGUCGCACCUAUUGCUGCCACCUUUGUAGAUACGCCCCAAAAGCCAAUGUUGUCGAGCAAAGACAAUAUUGCAGCAUCAUCGACAGUGUCCUCGGCCACUAAUUGGUACCAGGGGGCAAAAUCUGAACCAUUGGAAAUGAAUUUAUCAUCACCCUCUUCUUAUAACUGGUUUUUUGUCCCUCCUAUCAGCCAAGGAAACAUGACCAGCUUGGAACCGGGGAGGGUUCUCUAGUUAUUUUUUAUUUAUUUAUUUAUUUUUAUCUCCCUUAGUUAUAUAUGCUUAAUUAUUUCGUCCGGUGGAUAUAGCUUUUGUCCACAGUUUGUUUCAUUUGGACUUCGGAGCGUACACCAGCUAUCUAGAUCUGAGCUCCGGCAGCUGCUAGUUACACCGUUUUUUGAUUAUGUAUUUCUUAAACUCUUGAGGUAUAGAUGAAAAACAUUGAAGUGUAACUUUUUAAUAUUGAAUAAAAGUAGAAAUGUUUGAUAAAACGGUUA
This is a messenger RNA of Glycine soja, 828 nucleotides long. RefSeq lists its product as uncharacterized. The record is from RefSeq and is a predicted model, not a curated record. Bases 98 to 565 code for a protein of 155 amino acids. The transcript has a single exon. NCBI's taxonomy places the organism in Eukaryota, Viridiplantae, Streptophyta, Magnoliopsida, Fabales, Fabaceae.